UCCAUCGAGUUUGGAGAAUAAUCUCCCUUUCCACAAUUUGUGUUUGAAAAAAAUUAAAAUCGACCAGUUCUCAUAACUAAAUCUCUGGUUAAAAUAGAAAGAAAAAUGAAUUUCAUGUUAUGAUGCUGGAGAAGUGCCGUCCCAACACCACUUUCAUGUCAAUGAAGUAAAAUUUAUUCGGAUUAGAAUGGCCAAGUUUCAACAGAAAAAUCUAGUUUGAAAUUUGGCAAAGAAGAAGGUGAUUGACAUACUGACAGCAACUCGGACCACCACAUACGCAAGCAAUUACUCUUGGUUGCUUAUGAUUCAUAGCCCGUGACGUUGUUGUUGUUGUUGCUGCUGCUGCUGCUGUUGAGUGUCGAUUUGUUUGUGUGCGGGUAAUUCUUUUCUUUCUGUAUGUUUGUUGUUCCUCUGUGUCUUGACAAUAUCUUGUUGAAAUGAGUUCGUGUGUUUCUUGCUGACUGAAGCAAUAUUGAGCGCCUAGAACAAAAACUGCGUCCAAGUGAGUGCAUUCAAUUGGUUUUGGGCAUAACAUUUCAGAUCUGGGCCUCGUCUGUUUUGUUCUUUGGUUCGGUUUUCAUUUUAAAUUGUUUUGAGUGUUCAUUCUUUUUUUCUAAUAAGGUGCGUAUUGAGAAAAAAAAUUGAAAUUAUAGUUGUGUUUAUACAAUUAUUAAACUAAAAGUUGGAAACAAAGAAAAUAGCAUUGAACCAGUAGCUAGCUAUUCAGUUGUUAGAGAAGAGCACAUUGUUAGCCAAAUGUUUGUCAUAUCUUCAGCAAAGGAAACACUCGGCACCGUUUUCUAAGUGCGAUAAUCUUUUGUGCCGAUGCAGUUGCCUCCUUUUACAUUGAUACACACAGUUAAUUGUUGCAAGAGUUGAAGAGAGAGACUACGCCUACCAUCUAGCGGCGCACAAUACACGUAAUAAUGUGUUGUGUAUUCGGUUGUGUCAGAAUCCAAGUCCGACACACAAACACACUGAAUCUAGUACGCGUUCCAUUGAUAUAUAAACAUAUAUCUAUGUAUGGCAAACACUGGUAUACAAAACAGAAAAUCUCACCACGUAUUUAAUGGCAUCGAUAUGUGUGUGCGAUGAGUGCAAAAGAGACAACUACAACUCGGUUAUUUUGACGAAUAUGAUUUUUUAAUGUAAGUCCAGCAGAACGAACAAGCUAAGAAGUUGGAGUUUUUUUAUAAUUUUAAUAUACGAAGUAGGCGAGGUUACAGCAGACGUUAUUCGUACGGUGCGAGGCUUUAAAUUUUGAUUUUGAAUUCAUAAUUUUUCGGAGUGUGGAAACGCAAUGGAGGAGAUUAGUGAUCCAGAGAAAGUUCGCAUCGUGUCCGAUUUUAUAUUGCAUGCACCGCCUGGUGAAUUUAACGAAGUGUUCAACGAUGUGCGCGAGCUACUGAAAAAUGACGGUCUGCUCAAGGAAGGUGCAAGCCAUGCAUUUGCACAAUACAACAAAGACCAAUUGACACCGGUUCGAAUAGAAGGCUCCGAUCAUCAAACGAUUAUUACAGAAUUCAACGAUUUGGGUGGUAGCCGUUUCUACGACCCACGAACGAAGCAAUCAUUCAAAUAUGAUCAUUUGCGAAAGGAAGCCAGUGACUAUCAGUCCUAUGAGCCGGAUUCAUUGGCUGAACCAUGGCGAUCAGCGUUAGAUAUUGAAACGUUAGCCUAUACAGCCAAUCACUACCGGCAUGGUGUGUCAUCGGUGUUUGGUCGUUCGCAAAGUGGUCAAAUCACUUUAAAUGUCUGCAUUGAAGACCAUCAAUUUCAGCCGAAAAACUUUUGGAAUGGCCGAUGGCGAUCACAAUGGCAUGUCACAUUUACACCGGGCAGUGGAAGUGCAUGCGAACUGAAAGGUGUUCUUAAAGCACAGAUCCACUACUAUGAAGAUGGUAACGUUCAGUUAGUGUCUGCAAAGGAAUGCCGUGAAUCAAUUAUAGUAACGAAUGAGGCGGCCACGGCAAAGGAAAUUAUUCGUUUAAUCGAAGAAGCGGAAAACGAAUAUCAAUCGGCAAUAUCGGAAAACUAUCAAACCAUGUCAGAUACCACAUUUAAGGCAUUACGAAGACAAUUACCGGUCACUCGAACGAAAAUCGACUGGAGCAAAAUUGUGUCAUAUAGCAUUGGAAAAGAGCUGAAAUCACAAUAAAAAAAGAAUGAAUAAUUUUGAGCAAUUUUGAAGAGAAAAGAAAACGAAAACAAAAACAGAAACAAAAGAGCUGAUCGCAAACCGAAAACAAUAGAAUAUUUGCAAUAGAAGAAAUCCUGCGAGAAAAAUAAACAACAAGAACAGCAAAAUAAUGUCUCACAAUCGAAUUGAAUAGAAAGAAAUUGCAAAGAGGAAGAAAAACGGCAAUGAUCGCAAAUAAAACAAAUGGAAAAAAGACAGAAAUUUAUGCAAAAAAAAAACAAAUUUGAUUUGCGAUGUGGAGCCUUUUUCUCACUUUUGAUUGCACGCAAAUUAUACAAAUAUUAAAAAUUAUACAAUUGUAGAAAAAUCUGAAGGAAAAACGACACGUACGGAAUAUUAUUUCCCACUUUCCCUCUGCAUCUCUCUCUUCAAGAAAGACAAUACAAAAACAGCACACAGAUGAAAGCAAACAGUUCGGAUGAAACAAACAACAAUCAAAUAAUUUUUAUUAUGCAUUUAUUUCGUGUCGGUAUGUUUAAAAAAAGAAAUUAACACAAAAUUAAUUAUUUCCAAUUUUUUUUUAAAUUUAAUUGAAAAGAAAUAAAGAAGAAAAAUAAUACUUUAA
This is a messenger RNA of Sitodiplosis mosellana (orange wheat blossom midge), 2765 nucleotides long. It is a transcript of the gene cpa, whose product is annotated as F-actin-capping protein subunit alpha. Gene Ontology annotation, biological process: barbed-end actin filament capping; actin cytoskeleton organization. Gene Ontology annotation, cellular component: F-actin capping protein complex; actin cortical patch. NCBI's taxonomy places the organism in Eukaryota, Metazoa, Arthropoda, Insecta, Diptera, Cecidomyiidae. The transcript has 4 exons. The record is from RefSeq and is a predicted model, not a curated record. Bases 1301 to 2158 code for a protein of 285 amino acids. Gene Ontology annotation, molecular function: actin filament binding.